CCUCUGGAAUGUUAACAAUGCAGUAAGUGUCCAACUUUGUACUGCAUUCUAAUUCUGCCGUGAGUGGCGAGAAAAUGGAGGACAAUCCCAUGAUUUUCACUGUGUGCUUUAUAUGAGAGGACUUCGAAAGACGAUCCCCGGGCAACAAAACACCAGACAGAUAAGCUACAACUUUACUGAAGUUUAAAUCAGUUCCUUGGAUUAAGGUACCACUAAAAUCACAUGGCAAAGAUGCAUACCAGACUGGGAUGGAACAAGUACGCAGACGUUACCCCUCACAUGUCUUGGGAGGAGGGGGAGUGUGAGCCCUGAAAGGGGUGCUGGGAUGUGAGUAGGCCAGCAUCCAGCACGAGCCAGAGCCAAAGAGGCAGCAGCAACAAAGACGAGCGGCAACAGGAAUCCUAAUCUUCCCUUUGCAUCUUUCCCAUUGCAGCCUGUUAUCUAUUCAGGUCAGACUGAGUCUGGUGUGAAGAAUUUGUGUGUACGGGCCGCGUUCACUCAUGAGGCCUAAGACGUUCCCUGCCGCCCCAUAUGUGGGCAACACUCGCCAGCGCCUGCAGGAGAUCAAGGAGGGACUGAAACAACCUGCAAAGCUGGUGAGCCAGGCGCUUCAUGGAGGGAGCGCUCGAGGGGAGGGGGGCAGAGGUGGGGACUCUAAGGGCAAAGACCAAGCUGGAAGGCAACAACAGCUCCGGCAGCCUCAGAAGUUCAACAACUACCAAAAUGCCCUGCGAGAGAUCCGCAAGUCUCUAUUGCCUUUUGCCAACGAAUCAGGCCCGGGAUCCAGCUCAGGACAUCCUGGUGAAGUCAAUAGGCAGAUGCUGCAGGAUCUUGUCAACGCUGGUUGUGAUCAGGAAAUGGCAGUCCGUGCCCUAAAACAGACCGGCAGCCGUAACAUUGAGGCAGCAUUGGAAUACAUUAGCAAAAUGGGCUACCUGGACCCUCACAAUGAACAGAUUGUACGUGUCAUCAAACAGACUUCCCCAGGAAAAAAUGGCAUGCCAAAUUUAAUGGACCACAGGGCGGCAAUGGAGGGCACUGGGGAUGGUGCAAUGCCACCUUAUCACCAAAUGGGAGCACCACUGUAUGAGGGAGCUGGUUAUGGGGCUGAGGGUGAGAUGACACGUGCAUACAUGGGUGGACCACCUGUCAUGAACUACAUGCCACCGCCUGCUAACCCUUCACAGGGUCCUACCAUGGGAAACCCAAUGGGUCGUCCUGCAAGCAUGGGUGCCUACUCCACAAGCAUGGCUCCCCAAAAUAACCCUGGAAACCCUAUGUACACCCCUGGUCCAGCCCAGCAAAAAGGCUACCCUGGUGGAAUAGACCAGGCCAUGAUGGGCUACAGUGUGCCUGGACCACCUAUGCAAAUCCAGCCUCAGCCUUCGGGAGGUCCUGGCACACAUUAUGACUACAGGCCUCAUAUGAUAGAAGCACCCAGCUACGGGGUAAAACGAAGUGCUUCUUUCCAGAAUAAGAUGACCUCACUAACAUCUGAAAACUAUGUUAAUAUGCCAGGCAAAGGAGCAAUGGGCCAAAACACUGGUGGCUACCCUCCAAACUUAUAUCUUCCACCACAUUCGCACCCACGUCAAGCCAGUCCCACCUCACACCAAGUUCACAUGAUGCAGCGCUCCCCUGGAGCUAUGGGAGGUGAGUUUUCCGAUGUUCCUCAAGGCCUCCUCACACCUUCCAGGGCCAGUCUGAAUCUCGACCUCUAUGAACAUCACUGGCCAGGAGCCCAAGGUCCUGAGGGGACACCUCCAACCAGGCAGCCACAGGGACCCUUUAGAGGGGAGGUACGUGUCCCCAGCCGGACCAAUUCUUUCAACAACCACCAGAAGGUGACAGUGAGGCAGGCAUUGCCUCCCACAGCUAGUGUUGCUGGCAAACAGGAUGCAUCUUUGGGUCCGCCUAACACAAUAACUGCAGUGACCUCUCCACCAAUCCAGCCGCCUGUUAAGAGUAUAAGGGUCAUGAGGCCUGAGCCGAAGACAGCAGUGGGACCAUGCCAUCCAGGGUGGCUGAGUGCACAAGCUCAGGAUGCUCCAGAGUCUCACGGAUACAUGCCAGAUGAGACUUUUACUCUGGAGUCCAAUCAAGAACACAGAUGUCCUCCUCCACCCUACCCUAAAACACUGCUCCUGCCUGGAUCUGGACCUGAGCCUGCAUCCCUGGAGACUGGAGCCAUGGGUGGAUUUCAAGAUGUCAAUGCUACAAGUAGAACAGUCCAGAGUGCCUCAGUAGGAAAGCAAGAGGAACCAGUCUCCAAAGACAAAGUGAAGACAGGCAAAGGCGAGAAAGCAGUGAAGGAUAAGAAGCAGAUUCAAACCUCACCUGUGCCUGUGCGAAAAAAUGCCCGUGAUGAAGAGAAGCGGGAGUCACGCAUUAAGAGUUAUUCUCCCUUUGCCUUUAAGUUCUACAUGGAGCAGCAUGUGGAGAACGUGAUGAAGACCUAUCAGCAGAAACUCAAUCGCAGGAUGCAGCUGGAGCAAGAAAUGUCUAAGGCUGGCCUUUCAGAGGCAGAGCAGGAACAGAUGAGAAAGAUGCUAUACCAGAAGGAAUCCAAUUACAACCGACUACGACGUGCCAAGAUGGACAAGUCGAUGUUUGUCAAAAUCAAGACACUUGGCAUUGGGGCCUUUGGUGAGGUGUGUCUUACACGCAAAGUGGACACAAGCGCCCUAUAUGCCAUGAAGACUCUACGAAAGAAAGAUGUUCUGAACCGAAACCAAGUAGCCCAUGUGAAAGCAGAACGAGAUAUCUUGGCAGAGGCUGACAAUGAGUGGGUAGUCAGGUUGUACUACUCAUUUCAGGACAGAGACAGCCUGUACUUUGUCAUGGAUUACAUUCCUGGAGGAGAUAUGAUGAGCUUGCUGAUCCGUAUGGGGGUUUUUCCAGAGCCCUUAGCCAGGUUCUAUGUGGCAGAACUAACACUGGCCAUCGAAAGUGUGCAUAAGAUGGGCUUCAUCCACAGAGAUAUCAAACCGGACAACAUCCUAAUUGACCUGGAUGGACACAUCAAGCUGACUGAUUUUGGUCUGUGUACUGGGUUCCGUUGGACCCACAACUCAAAGUAUUACCAAAAAGGGAACCAUAUCCGACAAGAUAGUAUGGAGCCAAGUGACUUUUGGGAUGAUGUUUCCAACUGCCGUUGUGGUGAUCGGCUGAUGACUUUGGAACAGCGGGCAACUCGACAACACCAGCGUUGUCUGGCACACUCUCUGGUGGGCACUCCGAACUACAUUGCCCCUGAGGUGCUUCUGCGCAAAGGAUACACACAGCUGUGUGACUGGUGGAGUGUUGGAGUAAUCCUGUUUGAGAUGCUGGUUGGCCAGCCACCUUUCCUUGCUCCAACCCCAACAGAGACGCAGCUUAAGGUGAUAAACUGGGAGAACACUCUGCAGGUGCCUCCACAAGUAAAACUGAGCCCAGAGGCAGUUGACAUCAUCGGUCGACUCUGCUGCUCAGCUGAAGAGCGUCUAGGAGGAAACGGAGCUGGAGAGAUAAAAGCUCACCCUUUCUUUGCCGAGAUGGAUUUCUCUAGCAAUCUUCGUACACAACCUGCUCCAUACAGACCGAAGAUUGCCCACCCCAUGGAUACAUCCAACUUUGACCCUGUGGAAGAGGAGGGGGGCCCAGGGGCCUGGAGUGACAGUGGAGACAGCACCCGCACUUGGGACACCCUCUGUUCUCCUCAUGGAAAACACCCUGAGCAUGCCUUCUAUGAGUUCACCUUCCGAAGGUUUUUUGAUGAUAAUGGCUGUCCAUUCCGUUAUCCCAAGCCCCCCGAGGCAACCCAAGACCUGCCCAGCAGUAGUGGGGCUGGUGGCCUGAAACCUAAGCUGGAGGAAGAAGAGGUUCAUGAAGAGGAAGAGCAAGGAGAAGGGUGUGAGCCGGUUUAUGUGUGAGGAUGUUGGAUUGGGUGUUCAUGCUGCUCUGCGUUUACCCAUAGAGGACCUCGCCAGUUAACACGCUGCAUCUCCUAAACAUCCUUUCAACCCUACUUUUUCUUCAGGGUAUUUUUGUACAGGUUAAAUGCAUGGAAGAACAUCAAAAAUAGAGUGGAGAAAGUUCCAUGUGAAAUGUGUUUAUUCCUUCAAAAGCAUUAUGCUGUAUCCUUUGCCUGUUAAAAAUGACUGAAGUUCUGACCUGGGACCAAGGAAUUACAUGCAGCUUAGUUCAUGGGGACGUUGGUGGGACUGAUAAAGUUGGCUACUCUUCUAUGAGAACACAAAAACAGAUGUGUGUAGCUGCUGCUCUGUGGUUUGUCAGUCAAACCACUCUACUCUUAUGGUUGGUGGGGUCAGCGUUGACUGUGCCCCAUUCCUUUAUUCCACUGGGGGAAAAUAUCCCAGUCUUACGUCAUAUUUUAACAAUACCUUCACCUCUCGUAGCCUGGUGAUGCUAACACAGCCAUUCCAAACACCAGAGGUCAUGGUGAGGGAUCAAAAGAGAGCUGGGCUUGGGAUGAUAGCUCUAUGGUCAGGUUGCAAUUAGGAGACAUGCCAAGAAAGAAACAUCACAAUUCUCCUCCGUAGUGCAAGCCCACAAAAUUAUAAAUGCAUAUACAUGCGACAUGAUGUCAGUCACAACUAUGGAGGUUUGCUUUUUUUUUUUUUUUUUUUUUUUUAGUUUAUGAAAAAAAACCCUGACUUUUAUAGUAAAAUUCAGAAGCAUUUUCUGAAGUAUGGAAGACAGAUUUGCAGAUGUCCUACCGUGUGAUCCUAGUCAUUUUCAUUUUUCCAAAACAAAAAUCUUUUAAAAGAUUUUGUGGCGCCACCAAGUGGUUCAAAGUGACACUGUCGUGCAGCUUGUUUUAAAGAUUUGUCAACUUUAAUGAACUGACAGUAUUAGGUCACUUCUUAAUGCAAAAUCUGUUCAAAACAUCAUGCAGUAUUUUCAGUUAAUUCAAUAAUCACAUCUUUUUUGUAAAUAUUAUACAGUUAUACGCCUUAUCAGGUCAAACGGUGCUUUCAGACAACGCAAUAUUGAGAAUGUUUUACAGCCAGCACUUCAAGAACAUGGGAUUUUAAAACUCCCAUUAUUGUUAAAGGUUUUAUAUAAACAUCUUUUAAAUGUCAUUAGAAAGAAAUUCAGAUUUCAUACAUGUGGUUAUAAACAAUGUCAAAAAAAUUCACAAUAGGGAAAAUUAAGAUUUUAAGGAGAAAAUUAAAAAGGUCUGAACCUGCGUUUUCUUUGCUUGUGAGAAAUAUGCAUGGUAAUUCAACGAAAUGCCACAAAAAACAUUGCAAUAUUUUUAUUUUGCAUUAAGUGUGUUAGUACUGUUUUAUUAAUUUGAUGACAAAUUACCUGGCUUGAUUUCUUGUAUUUACUAAGGCUUACUAUACCUGUUCCCAAUAGUUGCUUUACAUUCAUCUGCUGCUUUAAGUGUAUCUAAGAUGUGCAUCACACAUAGAGGUUUGCUGCAGACAUGCAAGUGGCCAUCCAGAACAAAUCAGCAGCAUAACAGUUUUCAACAGCUGGGUGUCCAGCUAUUUCCUUUUCUUGUUGCGCAGAAGUUUUCAUAUGCUUUUCAUUGUAUAACUCUUGUCUGCUUUAUCCUUUUGCUGUUUCCCAGAAUAUCUUAAUUGCAUUUAGUUUCAUAAGAAGAUCUUAAAAAGUCAGACGGGUGGUUUUUGUUGUGUGUGUUCAUGCUCAUCCAGAUCCACUGGAAAUGAUCUUGUCUGUCGCCAUCAGUGAAUCAUUAGAACAAUUGCAAAAAUGUUUUGUCUUUGAGGCUGCUUCUGCACCAUUUCAAAGUGAUCACACAGCACAGUAUUAUAACAAGACAGUCUAUGACUGAAGUGUAAAUAAUACUUGGAGGCAAAAACCUUUUAAGAAGUGGUGAAAAUGUGGCGAACGAAAAGACAAAUGUAUCUGAUGGUAUGACUAUGUGCAAUACAGAAAAUACAUUAUAUAGUUUUCUAAAUACAAUAAAUAGCCUUUAAAACUUUAAAACUGAAUUAUGCUAUCUUAAAGUAUAUAUUAUAUUGAUUUAUAUAUUUUCAGUAUAGUUUCAUGACCCAAUGCUGCUUAUUGUUAUUAAUAUUACACUAUAAAGUAUCAUUAUCAUCAUACUUUCAUUUAUACUUUCUCUCUCUUUUUGUAUAAAGUGUGAUUUUGAUUGUCAGUAUGAUUGAUCUGGUGUAAGACGAACUGUGUGCCUUCUAAUGAAUGUGUGGGUGUGUGUACCACGUGCUGAUCAGUAUUUCAGGAGAAGAUGGAAAAGGCCUUCGCUUCUUGCUCUCAGGCCGGUCCUGAGGGUGAGGGAGGGGGUGUUUUUGGUGGAAUAGCCUGAGAAAGACAAAAAAAAGAAGCAAGAAUGAAUGAUUGUCGUUGGGACUCUGAAGGAGAAAUGUAUGGAUGUCAUAGCAGGAUGAAUAUGUAAACGCUUUGUAUGCAUUUGAUCAGUGAUAAGGAUUGUUUUGAAUUUCUGCGAGAAGUCCAUUUAAUAUUGUCUUUCUAAGAUCUAAUCAUUUGUGGUGAUAAUGUGUCACUGCAUAAAAUGUUCUCUGUAUUAGUUAUUAUCUUUCAAGCUGACUGACAAUCAUGUGGUUACGUGCUUGCAGUCAAUAUUGUCUAAAAACCUGUACGACCGCUGACUAUAAGAGCUUUAAAAAAACAUUUGAUGAUGAUCAUUUCAUAUUUGCUUUAUAUAUUGUAUCAGUACGAUCACUCCUAAAAGUUAAGUGAAACCUUAACAAACAUUUUGUAAUGUUAAUGUAUAUGCCAAGUCAAAUUGGUAUUGUGCCUUUGGUCCAAUCAAAAAAGUUGAUUGAGCUGUAUGGAGUGUGAAAGCAAGUGUGGCAGAUGUUUUGCUACCCCAUAUUCGUCAGAAUGGACCACUCAGUGAAAAAGCAUGAGCUUUCUAUGAAUCUCUCAGAGAGUCAGGUUUAGGGUUUGAAUGUAAUGCGUGUGCUGUGCUUAGGAUGGAUUCUGUGUUUUACUUUUGAAAAUGUUGACUGACAAUCUUUGACUGUAUUUAGAAUUGUGUGAUGAUGGGAUUUUUCCUCUAAUGUAUGUUUUUGUAUUUUAAUGGAUGAAUGGGUUGGGACUUUUUGACGUUUGUAAUCUUUUAACUGUAUUAUAUAAUACUGUUACUAUUGAACAUAUAUUUAUACAGAUAUACAUAUUUUUUGUAUCCUUUUAUUCUUAUUUUUCUCUUUUCUGAGCUAACUUUUGAACCCCCUUGUCUACAGUAUUACAGACAGUAUGCAUUUGGAUUUAUAUCUCAUUUUUUACAUGUACGUAUGAAUUGAGAAUGUUUAAGAAAUGCUUUCGCUGUCCUCAUUUGUAAAUGUAUAUGUCUAAAUUAAAUUAAACAAAUCAUGCUCUUUU
Molecule: messenger RNA, 7341 nt
Organism: Puntigrus tetrazona (Sumatra barb)
Lineage: Eukaryota; Metazoa; Chordata; Actinopteri; Cypriniformes; Cyprinidae
Gene: lats2
Product: large tumor suppressor kinase 2
Exons: 9
Coding region: 501-3911 (1136 amino acids)
Biological process (GO): hippo signaling; positive regulation of apoptotic process; peptidyl-serine phosphorylation
Cellular component (GO): nucleus; spindle pole
Molecular function (GO): protein serine/threonine kinase activity; ATP binding; protein binding
Source: RefSeq, a predicted model, not a curated record